Molecule: messenger RNA, 1732 nt
Organism: Echinops telfairi (small Madagascar hedgehog)
Lineage: Eukaryota; Metazoa; Chordata; Mammalia; Afrosoricida; Tenrecidae
Product: dipeptidase 2
Exons: 12
Coding region: 278-1648 (456 amino acids)
Biological process (GO): proteolysis
Molecular function (GO): metallodipeptidase activity
Source: RefSeq, a predicted model, not a curated record
GGCAGUCUAUCAUGCAAGGAGAACCAGGGGAGCACUCCGAGAGGCGCAGGGGCAGGAUGAGCCUCCAGGCCCGAGGGACGUUCAGUGGACAUGGCCAUCACUUGGACGGUGCUAGCUGCUGAAGGGAUGUUGUGAGUCAAAAUGGACAUGGUGGCAGUGAGCUGGGGACACACUUACUCCUGGGAGCAGCUUAAUUCUCCCCUGCCUCGCUGGUCCUCAGGCCUUUGACUGAGGUCGCUCAAGCGGGCCCUCGCCAGCCUGCCAGGCCCCGUGCAGCAUGCCACCCGCAGCAGGCCUCGAGGGUCCCCGCCGCCUCCUGGGCAUGCGGCUCCUGCUGCCGCUCCUGCUGCUGGCGCCUACCGCACCCCUGCCCGGCGCUGCAAGGGCCCCGACCCCGACCGCGUCUCCAGGGUCCCCCCGUGGGCCGGACUACCGAGAGCGAGCACGGGCCCUGAUGCGGGCCUUCCCGCUGGUGGACGGCCACAACGACCUGCCCCUGGUCCUGAGGAAAUUUUACCAGAACAGACUGCAGGACGUCAACCUGCACAAUUUCAGACUCGGCCAGACCAAUUUGGACAGGCUAAGAGACGGCCUUGUGGGCGCCCAGUUCUGGUCCGCUUACGUGCCCUGCCAGACACAAGGCCGAGACGCGGUGCGCCUCACCCUGGAACAGAUCGACCUCAUCCGCCGCAUGUGCACCUCCUACUCUGAGCUGGAGCUGGUGACUUCCGUGAAAGCCCUCAACAGCACCCACAAGUUGGCCUGCCUCAUCGGCGUGGAGGGCGGCCACUCAUUGGACAGUAGCCUCUCUGUCUUGCGUGCCUUCUAUGUGUUGGGAGUGCGUUACCUGACCCUCACCCAUACCUGCAACACGCCCUGGGCAGAGAGCUCCAUGAAAGGCCUCCAUGCCUUCUACACCAACGUCAGCGGACUGAGCAGCUUUGGUGAGAAGGUGGUGGCGGAAAUGAACCGCCUGGGCAUGAUGGUGGACUUGUCCCACGUCUCCGAUGCGGUGGCACGGCGGGCCCUGGAAGUGUCCAAGGCUCCUGUGAUCUUCUCCCACUCAGCUGCCCGAGGCGUAUGUGAGAACACCCGGAACGUCCCUGAUGACAUCCUGAAGAUGCUGAAGAAGAACGGCGGCAUCGUGAUGGUGUCCUUGUCCAUGGGUGUGCUGCAGUGCAACCCAUUAGCCAACGUGUCCACCGUGGCAGAUCACUUCGACCACAUCAGGGCCGUCAUUGGAUCCAAGUUCAUCGGCAUUGGUAGUGAUUACGAUGGGGCCGGCCAGUUCCCUCAGGGGCUGGAGGACGUAUCCACCUACCCGGUGCUGAUAGAGGAGCUGCUGCGACGGGGCUGGAGCGAAGAGGAGCUUGGAAGUGUCCUUCGCAGAAACCUGCUGCGCGUCUUUCGACAGGUGGAACAGGUCCGAGAGGAGAACCAGUGGCGAAGGCCCCUUGAGGAUGAGUUCCCAAGUGAACAGCUGGGCAGCGCCUGCCGCUCCGUCCUCCCUCGGACAAAGCUGACAGAGAUACCAACCCACUGGACACCCAAGUGGCCAUCCAGGUGGUCACUCCCCAGUUCCUCUCCCCACAUGGUGGGCCUCACGGUGGUUGCCACCUUCCCAGGCUUCCUCCUGUGGUUCUGGUGACUGGCCAGCCCUGCCGGAUGUCGCUGGAGAGCUGUGUCCGCCCCAGGCACAACUAUUUCCAGAAAAUAAACAUUGCAAUAUGAA